GCAUCACGAAAUGAAGCUAGAUCACGAUUCCGUAGCAGUAGUGAUAUGAUACACAGAUUGUUUGUCUGUAUCUCAGGUGUAGCUGAUCAACUUCAAACUAAUUUUGCCAGUGAUUUAAGGAAUAUAUUAAGAGCUGUAUUUGAUAUGAAUUGUUCAGAACCUUUAAUGAGUUUUGAUACCAGUCCAAGUAAAUCUGACGUUAUAUUACAUCCUGGUACUAGUACUAGCCAAUCAGAGACAAGUAUCAAUAGACGCACUGCUAGUAGCGUUCGAAGAGAACUGCGUAGACGCAGACGAAGACUUCAAGAACCACCUAAAUGGAUGCCUGAUGAUCUAAGUUUCCAUUGUAUGGCCUGUAAAAUACCAUUUACAUUUGUUAGAAGAAGACAUCAUUGUCGCAAUUGUGGAAAGAUAUUUUGUGGAAGAUGUUCUACCAAUUCUGUGCCUUUACCUCAUUUUGGUCACAUAAAACCAGUAAGAGUGUGUAAUAGAUGUUUCAUGUUUCAAGUUACCCCAUUUACAGUUCAGCAGACG
This is a messenger RNA of Lottia gigantea (owl limpet), 534 nucleotides long. RefSeq lists its product as hypothetical. Lineage: Eukaryota; Metazoa; Mollusca; Gastropoda; Lottiidae. The annotation marks the transcript as partial. Gene Ontology annotation, cellular component: early endosome membrane. The record is from RefSeq and is a predicted model, not a curated record. The transcript has 4 exons. Gene Ontology annotation, molecular function: metal ion binding.